This is a messenger RNA of Syngnathus acus (greater pipefish), 2149 nucleotides long. RefSeq names its product SWI/SNF related, matrix associated, actin dependent regulator of chromatin, subfamily d, member 3b (gene smarcd3b). The transcript has 14 exons. The record is from RefSeq and is a predicted model, not a curated record. Bases 305 to 1840 code for a protein of 511 amino acids. Gene Ontology annotation, cellular component: nucleus; SWI/SNF complex. Lineage: Eukaryota; Metazoa; Chordata; Actinopteri; Syngnathiformes; Syngnathidae. Gene Ontology annotation, biological process: regulation of transcription by RNA polymerase II.
CUCUUCUCUCCUUCUCUCUCUCUCUCUCUCCCUCUCUCUGUCUCCCUCCUCGCGUGAGCGACAUUCCUAGCUGGUGAAAGGCAAGUUAAAAGUGAAGCGGACACACAAGCGAGGGAAGGAGGGAGGUGGAAGGAGGAGGAGGAGGUGGAGGAGGAGGAGGAGAGCACAAAGAGAAGGAAAGUGGAGCAGGGGAGGGGAACGGGAAGCUGGCUGACGGCGGCGGCGACGGCGGGCAGACAAAAGAAGGAGAAGGCGAAGGAGACGCGGAGGGAGCGCAUACGAGGCGGAGGGGGGAGCGCAGCAAAUGGCCACGGAGGAGACGGCGGGGGGAGCCAGGAAAGCCACCAAGAGCAAACUGUUUGAGUUCCUGGUCCAUGGAGUGCGUCCCGGCAUGCCGUCCGGGGCGAGGAUGCCCCACCAGGGAGCGCCGAUGGGCCCGCCCGGCCCGCCGUACGGAGGCAACCCGGCGGCGCGUCCCGGGCUGCCCUCGCCGGUGAUGGAGGCCGGCCGCAAGAGGCCCGCCCCGUCCCAACAGGUCCAACAGCAGCAACAACAGCAGCAGGCCGUCCAGAACCGGGCCAGGAAGAAGCCGCUGGGAUUCCCGGGAGGCGGCGACAUGGCGGCCAGGCCCGUGGACAUGCGAGAGCCCCAAUCUGACCCCACGCUCGGAUCCAAUGCAAAGAGGAGGAAAAUGGCAGACAAGAUUCUCCCGCAAAGGAUCCGUGAGCUGGUUCCCGAGUCCCAGGCCUACAUGGACCUACUGGCCUUCGAGCGCAAGCUGGACCAGACCAUCAUGCGCAAGCGCGUCGACAUCCAGGAGGCUCUCAAAAGGCCCAUGAAGCAGCAGAAGCGUAAACUGAGGCUGUACAUCUCCAAUACCUUCAACCCGGCGCGUCCCGACGCCGACGACUCGGACGGCAGCAUCGCGUCGUGGGAGCUGCGGGUGGAGGGGAAGCUGCUGGACGACCCGGGCAAGCAGAAGAAGAAGUUCUCUUCAUUUUUUAAGAGUCUGGUGAUCGAACUGGACAAAGACCUCUACGGACCCGACAACCACCUGGUAGAGUGGCACCGCACAGCCACCACGCAGGAGACGGACGGCUUCCAGGUCAAGCGGCCAGGUGACGUCAGCGUUCGCUGCACGCUGCUGCUGAUGCUCGACUACCAGCCCCCUCAGUUCAAACUGGACCCCCGUUUAGCGCGCCUGCUGGGCAUCCACACGCAGACGCGCUCGUGCAUCAUCCAGGCGCUGUGGCAGUACGUCAAAACCAACAAGCUGCAGGACUCGCACGACAAGGAGUACAUCAACUGCGACAAGUACUUCCAGCAGAUCUUUGACUGCCCACGGCUCAAGUUCUCCGAGAUCCCCCAGCGCCUCACCAGCCUCCUGCUACCCCCCGACCCCAUCGUCAUCAACCACGUCAUCAGCGUGGACCCCAACGACCAGAAAAAGACAGCUUGCUACGACAUCGACGUGGAGGUGGAGGACCCGCUGAAGAGCCAGAUGAGCAGCUUCCUGCUGUCCACCGCCAACCAGCAGGAAAUCGCCGCGCUGGACAAUAAGAUCCACGAGACCAUCGAGUCCAUCAACCAGCUGAAGAUCCAGAGGGACUUCAUGCUGAGCUUCUCACGGGACCCCAAAGGCUACAUCCAGGACUGGCUCAAGUCCCAGAGCCGAGACCUCAAGCUGAUGACUGACGUGGUGGGGAACCCCGAGGAGGAGCGUCGCGCGGCCUUCUACCACCAGCCCUGGUCCCAGGAAGCCGUCAGCCGAUACUUCUACUGUAAGAUCCAGCAGAGGAGGCAGGAGCUGGAGCAGGCCUUGGCGGUCCGUAACACCUAAACAAAAUGUUUGUCGGCAUUGUUCUCGUCGAGACAAGACGUCCGCCAAGGUCAGAACAUUAGGUACACCAGCACUGAAUCAAACUGAGUGGCUAAUAUUUUGUCCCAAUGUCAUGUAGCUAAAUAACCAAAAUAUUAGGAACACCUCUCGGGCCUGAUGCAUCGUCAUUGUGUGUUGUGUUUGCAACGGUACCUAAUGAAGUGGCCGUGUGCGUAUUUUGCCACAUAUGCAUUGAUUGUUCAAAACAACGACAAAAAGGUGGAACUCUGUGCAGUCGUUUUCCACGACUGAGAGCAAAGGUAAAAAAAA